AUGGCAGCGAUCACCGCGCCCCAGGUCACCGCCCUCAACCCUUCUCCACACCUCGUUCGUCUAUCCCCGCAUAAUCCGCCGCAAAUGACUGUCGAAAGCCAAGCAGGCGCUCGUUCGGACGAAAGCGCGGCUGGAAACCAAUGUCUAGCAGCAUGCACCGAUGCUCAGAUGCAGAUGGUGCAUCCGCGCAGCGUCGAGGCUGCUCUUGCAGUCUUCAGCCCCAGCAGCAGCAGCCGGCAGCCGUCAGUUUCCCCGCCGGCGCAGUCAGCGUGCCGGUCAAACAGCCCCGAUGCGAUAGCGAUGCAGGUGACGGGGGAGAAGCGGCCGGCGGUAGACGAUCCGAGCGCAAAUGACGCCGCCGCCAUGCGCCCGCGGAAACUCUUCGCCGCAUCGAUUCCGCCCCUCACCAUCCCCGCCGCGCCAUCCACUUCCGCAUCUCUAGCUGCGCUCAGCACCGCGCCUCUCCGCCUACCUUCCCUUGCGCCCGCGCCUCCUCCCCCGCAACCCCAAGCGGCACCCAACCCGCCCACCCCUGCCACCGUCACUCUAUCAAUCUCCUACCCUACCACUCCUCUACCCGUUCUCCCGCCGCGUACGCGUUAUGAUCCGGUUGCGUUUGCGCGCGGGAUGCAGGCUCUACAGGGCACGCCCCUCGGCCGGCUGCUCAACGCCACACCCGAUAUUGUCGUGGACGGCGUUCCUCGUCGCGUAGUGCCCAGUAAGCCGCCCAGUAGUCCCGCGACGCAGGGUGCAAUGGGACAGUCUGCAUCACCCGUUCCCCUCAUGCAGCUGCCGUCGCGACUCGCCGGGAAUAUCGGCGCCAACAGCGGUCCCCGCGCGAGCGGGCCAGUCAAGCCGCGUCUUCUCGUGCCGUCGCCUGCCGCCAUCGCCUCCGCCAUCGCCGCAAAUGCCGCUGCGCCAUCCACUGCCCGCAAAACCGAGCUCUUCCCCCUGCCUUCCGCUUCCCCAACUGCUCCCGCGCCCGCAUCCGCUUGCUUUCCCCCUGCUGCCGCUCCUCCAACCCUCUUGACCUGCCCUAUUGUCCUUCCGCGCAUCUGCACUUCCGCCGCCCCAGCGCCGAUCCGCGACACAGAUGCCGGCGCGCGUGCGGCCGGCGCGGCGUUUGAUCCGCUAGUGGAGUGCGAGGAGAGUCUCGAUAGCUUAUCAGAUCCGUCGGAUCUGACCUCCCCCACCGCCACUAGCGCGUGCAGCAGAGGCGGUUGCGACGCCGAGGAGAGCGGCGCGAAGGACGCGAUGUCGUCCGUCGCCCUGCCACGUGGCAGCAGCAGCGGAAGUGGCGCACGGUGGGGCCGCAACCGGUCCGUCACAAGCAAGCAAACGGCGGCCGGCAGGAGACGGCAGGUUAACGGCAAAAGUUCCGGUGCCGUCAAGGUUAGCGGAGGUGCGAGCGCGGGCGCUGUUGGAACGGACGGAACGGGGGCGUGUGUGGUAACCACAUCGGGGCAACGACCGCUUCACACACUGCAUCCCGCGCCUGCUCCCCCCGCCACCGCUGCCGCGCGCCUCCUCCUUCACUCCGCCUCCGCCCGAUCCACCAGCGCCAAUCCCGCCGCCGCCGCCGCCGCCGCCGCAGCUGCAGCAGAAGCAGCGGCUGCGGGUUUCGGGUUCGUUUCGCAGGAGCGCGGCGCUGCAGGUGUGGGUGGAGGAGCGGAAGCAGCGGCGCAGAUGGGCGUUGCGCAACAGGGGCAAUGGCGCGGAAACGGCGGAAACAACAGCGCGGCGCAGCUCAUGGUUCUCCCGCAGCAAGUGGGGCUUCCCCCAAGAAUGGGCGUUUCGCCGCAGCAACCGCUGCUCUCCCUCUCCCUGCCUCCGCCGACAGCGCGGAAUCAGGGCUUCAUGUGGCAGGCCCCGCGGCCGAUGUAUGCGGAGGCGGCUCUUGCGGCACCGGACGCGGCGUGGAACGCGGCGGGAGAUGCGGCAGCGGAAGUGGCCGGGAAUCGCGGCCAAGAGGCGCUGCCAGACACUCAGCUGACUCUCGGGCGCUCCCUGCCGCCUCCCGUGCCGGCCGCUGGCGCCGCUGCGCACGUGCUGGUUGGCUCGGGCGACUUCUCCGAACCUCCUCGUGCCCAGCCUCACGCGCUGGUCGGGCCGAGCCUCGCGCCGGAGCAGUCAGCCUCGGUGUCGUCGUCCGCGUCGACGACGGUGGUCACUCGCACGGAGUCGCAGGGGUGGAGCGACGAGACGGGCGACGAGGACGACGACGAGUGGGGGGAGGGCGACGGGGACGAGGCGGAGAGCGAGCAGUGCGGGGGAGACGACGGGCGCGGGAAUGGGGGCGUGAUGGGGGAGAUUGGGGAGCAUGCGGAGGAGGAAGCGGAACCUGAUGGCGCUCACGCGCUCGUGUCCGCCGCAACCCCCGCGUCUGUUACCGCGCGCCCUGCGUCGCUCGCUGCCAAUCACGCACCCGCUUCUGGAGUCAUCGCGCCUCGUGCGUCGCGGCUCGUCGGAUCGCACAUCACGAUCAACGGCCUGCGUGCGUCGACUGAAACCAGCCAAUCACCAACGGGAGGCAUGCACGGAAGUGGAGCCAUCCGAUCGGUCGGGUCCGCAGCAGCAGGGACGGCAUCAUCAGAGCAGCUGAGAGAGAGCAUGGAGCAAUCACCCGUCCCAAUGGUGUUUGCGAGCCUACCAUCACGUCCCCGCAGUGGGCAUGCAGUGCAGGUGGGAGAGAGCAUGACGGCGCUGUGGGCGAACGGCGCCUUUCACCGCCUCGUGGGGCUCCCCUGCUGCUCCUGGCUGCUCUCCCUUGGUGCUGCCUCGCUCCCCACUGUCACGCUCGAUACAAGCAGCAUGAGCUGCAUAAGCUUGCGAUUACAGGGAGCGGCAGGGGGGUGCCCUGCUGUGGUUGAAGGAGGGGUGCGGGUGCGGUGGCAGGGAAGGGAGGGGGGGCGAGGGGGGGAGAAAGGGGAGGGGGAGGCUGUGGGUAUGGCGGUGGGGAGGAGGGUGGAGGAUAGUGAAGGGGCGGUGAUGGGGUAUCUUUGGGAGUUGAGGCUGAGCGGGGAGGGUGAUGAGGUGAUGAGAGCUGGUGUGAAUGUGGGUGAACAGGGGGAGGGAGAGGAGGGGAAGGGGAGGGAGGAGGGGGCUGAGGACGAGGAUACGCUGGCAGCAGAGUCACUGCUUCUCUUCACUGGAGGCAUGGUGGCAUGA
Closterium sp. Yama58-4 is the source of this 3168-nucleotide messenger RNA. The record is from the annotation of a GenBank genome assembly. NCBI's taxonomy places the organism in Eukaryota, Viridiplantae, Streptophyta, Zygnematophyceae, Desmidiales, Closteriaceae.